This is a messenger RNA of Megalops cyprinoides (Indo-Pacific tarpon), 1227 nucleotides long. Its product is annotated as gap junction delta-4 protein-like. Gene Ontology annotation, biological process: cell communication. The transcript has 2 exons. The coding region runs from base 1 to 1227 and encodes 408 amino acids. Lineage: Eukaryota; Metazoa; Chordata; Actinopteri; Elopiformes; Megalopidae. The record is from RefSeq and is a predicted model, not a curated record. Gene Ontology annotation, cellular component: connexin complex.
AUGGGGAGGCAGAGCACAAUGGAGAUUCUCUUCAUUAUCCUGAAUCACAACAUCACCUUCAUGGGGAAGGUUUGGCUGGUCCAGCUGGUCCUGCUGAGGGUUCUGGUUCUGCUGUUAGCCGUGUACCCCCUACAUGAGGACGACCGGGAGCGGUUUGUGUGCAACACCAUCCAGCCGGGCUGUGCCGACGCGUGUUACGACUUCCUCUACCCGCUGUCCGCCGUCAGGCUCUGGCUCGCCCAGCUAAUCGCCGCCUGCCUUCCUUAUGCCGUGUUUGUCGUCUACGUCGUCCACAGGGUGUCGGCAGACCUCUGCGCGGAAACGUACCCGCCCGGCGGAGUUAAUGCGCCCAGCUUUGGAAAAACCGCCCGGGGCUUAUUCAGGAAGCGUUCUGCCCUCCAGGCUGAGUGGAGCCUGCAGUGGAGCUUUGGGAGGGCUUACAUCCUUCAGCUGUUGCUGCGGAUCUUGUUCGAGGCCGGAUUUGGGACGGCGCAUUACGGGCUGUUCGGGUUCCGUGUCCCGAGGAAGCUCCUCUGUUACGAGCCCCCCUGCACCUCCAUGGCGGAAUGCUUCACCUCCAGGCCCUCGGAGAAGACCCUGGUGCUCAACUUCAUGCUGGGGGUCAGCGCUUCGUCUCUCCUGCUCAGCGUCGCCGACCUGAUCUGCGCCGUCAAACGCUCAGCAAGACGGAGGAGUGAGACUGAGAUGGUAGUGAGAAGGACGUACGAUGCGGAGGAAGAGGAGGAGGAGGAAGAGGAUUACUAUCUCUCGCCAGCUGGCCAGAGAGCAGACCUACACCUUCCACUGACCCAUGACCUGGCAACUACUGCCACCUUCCGCAAGAGAGGAGCCAGCCAAUCCAGUGCUGAGGAGGUGGCCUCUGCCCGCCCGCUGGAGGAAGGAUGCUCAGCUAUUGGCCCCAGUGUUCGUUCCGAGGCAGAGCCCCAAUCCAACAGCAAUGGCAACAAUGCCCACAUGCAGGCCUGGGUGGAGGGGUCGGAGCAAGAGGACAGGGGGGCAGCGCUGGGCCCGACAGACCCCAAAAGGACCCCACAACAUGCACAGUCCCACCUCAGGCCACUGCCAUCCCUGCAGCAAGGGAGAUGCCCAAUCACACUGACCCCCACAGCACCCCGUCCCAGGGGAAUGGGCCAGUACGCCCUGGUGGACAUGCUGGACCUGCAGUCAGACUGCACUGACCCCCCAGAGAGAAGAGCGUGGGUUUGA